AUGACGCCGCAACUGUGCAGUACAUUCUGCAGCGACAACAGCCACGGAAUCUCGGGCGUCGAAUACGGGCGGGAAUGCUACUGCUCGUCGUCGGUGGCGGUGCUGGCAUCCACGCCCUUCAACGCGACGGGCUGCACGAUGCCGUGCGCGGGCUCAUCGUCCCAGACGUGCGGCGGCCGCAGCCGGCUGAACGUGUACCUUGACCCGGUCGUCCCGCUGCCGUCGACGCGCGCCGCGAUCGGGGAGUACGUCUAUCUCGGCUGCUAUACGGAUCCAUCGGCGGGUCAGCGCGUGUUGGCGCGGUAUAGCGUUGCCAGUGCCGCGGGCAUGAGUCAGGGGUUCUGCGUCGGGGUGUGUCGCGACAAAGGGUGGGCGUUUGCGGGUGUCGAGUAUGGGAGGGAGUGUUAUUGUGGGGACAAGUUGAAUCUCGUAGCCGAUGGUGGCAAGGGUGAGCUGGCCAAGAGCGAGGCUGAGUGUGAUAUGGUCUGCUCUGGCGAGAGGGCCGAGCUCUGUGGUGGUGCCAGUCGGAUUGGUGUCUGGGGUGUUGCUGCACAGAACUGA
Exophiala bonariae is the source of this 561-nucleotide messenger RNA. RefSeq lists its product as uncharacterized. The record is from RefSeq and is a predicted model, not a curated record. NCBI's taxonomy places the organism in Eukaryota, Fungi, Ascomycota, Eurotiomycetes, Chaetothyriales, Herpotrichiellaceae. Bases 1 to 561 code for a protein of 186 amino acids. The transcript has a single exon.